UCGAAGCAUGCUACCUUUCAAAGCAUUGUUCUUGGAAUUGCAUGCAAAAUUGUCGUGCAAUCUCACUGUGGUAAUGACUGAGUCGAAUGGCUUUUAUACUUUCCUUAGUUUAUGAACCAUAUCUAGCUGAGCUGACGGAGCUAAACCGGGGCACUAUCCGAUAUGAUGAUGGGUGUGCUACCCAAGUUCACGAAGAAGGGCAGUUGUACAUCAGAUAUGCUGUCAGCCGAAGGUCAACACUCUUCAUGGUUUAUUAAAGAUUGCAUGAUGCUCUAUGAUGAGCAGUUGAGCUCCAACUCCAAUUUCAGAUCGAAUCACUCUUGGUUUUUGAAGCGAUCAAGAACAAAGAGGCGGCUUAUCCGCUUCGUCGAAUUCUGGGCUGCAAAUUUGUACUGAUACAGGUUUGGUUCUCGACUCUUGCACAUCAGCAGGCAGGACAAAUGGUGAUACCAGUUAUCACAAGUCUUCUGAGAUUUCUUGAUGUUAAAACCCGGAGUUCUGAUGAAUCUAUGGCCACCAGCAGAUUGAAUUAAAAUACGAGGUUAGCGUCGUGUCCUAUGGUUGGGGCAUAGUUCAGGUUGAUUCUGCUCAUCGCUCUGAAGCCAAUGGUUGCAGGGCACUCUCACCAGUUCGAAAGGGCUCGUGCUGAUUGCACAAUUGCAAUCAGAUGUUGCAGGUGGCAGCAGCGGUCUUGCUCGCUGGCGGAUUUGGCUAUGUGUACAAGAGCUUAGUCCCUCCCCAGCCAAAAGUAUGCGGGUCUCCUGGUGGCCCACCUGUGACCUCGCCCCGAAUCAAGCUCAGCGACGGUAGGCAUUUGGCUUACAGAGAGAGGGGCGUGCCGAGGGACAAGGCCAAGCACAAAGUUAUCCUCGUUCACGGGUUUGAUAGCUCCAAGGACUUGUACAUCCCUCUGUCCCAGGAAUUGAUGGAGGAGUUGGAUUUAUGUGUCAUAGCAUUCGAUAGAGCGGGCUAUGGAGAGAGUGACCCAUACCCGAAACGCUCGGUGAAGAGCGAAGCUUUUGACAUUCAAGAACUAGCCGACGAACUGAAACUUGGGCCCAAGUUUUAUCUCAUGGGGGUGUCCAUUGGAACAUUCGCUGUCUGGUCCUGCAUCAGACAUAUACCACACAGGCUAGCAGGAGUGGCGCUGAUAGUUCCGGUGAUCAAUUUCUGGUGGCUGUCUUUUCCUCCCAAGUUAGUUAAUGAGGCCUUCAAGCAGCAGCUCAAGAGGGACCAGUGGAAGCUUUGGAUUGCGCACCAUACGCCGGGCCUAUUGUACUGGUGGAUGACCCAGAGGAUGUUCCCUUACUCAUCUAUCAUGCAGAGACACCCGAUCCUCUUGAACGAGAGGGACCUCAAAACCAUUCAGGCAAUGUCGAAAAUUCCCAAUCCCGGCGAGCACAAGAUCCGGCACCAGGGUGAGUACGAGUCCCUCUACCGGGACAUGAUGAUCCAUUUUGGGAAAUGGGAGUUCGACCCAAUGGAGCUGAGGAGUCCAUUCCCGAACAAUGAAGGAUCUGUCUAUCUGUGGCAAGGUCACAAUGAUAAGCUUGUCCCAUUCGAGCUCCAGAGGUUCGUAGCACAGAAGCUGCCCUGGAUCAAGUACCACGAGGUCUCUGACGGGGGCCACCUGAUGAUCCACGAAAAUGCGCUGUGUGAGGCCAUGUUCAGGGAGCUUCUAUUCGGAGAGGAACCUUCUUUCUGAUCUGCCCGAGAGGAGUUCCAGCUUAAAAUUCAACUCAACUACUUCUCGACAUAGAAAAUUCCCGAGAGGACAUGGUCUUCGAUCUUUGUGAAUCUUUCAAGUGCACUUCACGGAGACACCAACCACGGCCCAAGACAACAAUAAAUGACUCUCUUCUACAUGUCAUGUUCUGUAGUUCGAUAACAACACAGAUUUUCUCAAAAUUUUCCUGCAAAUGUUAUGCUAUAAACAUGGAGUUUUCAGCACAUAUCUUCGGCAUA
Messenger RNA from Punica granatum (pomegranate), 1965 nucleotides. Lineage: Eukaryota; Viridiplantae; Streptophyta; Magnoliopsida; Myrtales; Lythraceae. The record is from RefSeq and is a predicted model, not a curated record.